Messenger RNA from Cinara cedri, 10490 nucleotides. The record is from the annotation of a GenBank genome assembly. Lineage: Eukaryota; Metazoa; Arthropoda; Insecta; Hemiptera; Aphididae.
GUAUAAAUAUUCUCGUCGGGACUGUAUUUUUCACGCCACACAAAUAACAGGAAAAUAUCGUUCGAAAAAUAUACCUAUAUGUAUAUUUAUUGUUCGUUUAUUUUCGUGACCCCGGAUUUCCGGGUAAUGAUGCUGUGUGCAAAAGCGCCACAUUCGCGGUUUGAAGGCGCAAGUACCUAUCCAUUUAUUGAUCCCCUCGCGAACACAGAUGUUUACACAACGGCGAUGCUGCGUACCAGACGGAAAUCUCAUUUCACUGGAACAUUUUCUUCCGCAUAUCGCGUGUACACCAUUACCUGUCCGGUACUUCUAACACAGCAAAAUACAUGUGAAUACGAGUAGUUAAUUUGUUUGAUAAAAUAAAAAAGUAAAAAAGUAUAAAGAUUUUCCUGUCGUAAGUCAAUAUAAACUGAUGUCCGCGGACGAUCGCAAUACAAGUAAUUUAAAAUUAUAAUAAUACGCAUAUAUUUUAACACGACUUUGCAAUUCAAUUGUUUGCGGAUCAAUUAUUAAUUACUACUAUUUUACUAUCGCCACGGGUGGUUCAAAUUAUUAUAGUAAUUAUCUAGACAUUUUAAUCGAAUUUUAAUUGGAUCGUCUUAACAAUUUUUUAUACAUGCACAUCCGAUAAUUGUUUUUUAUUAUUAAUCGAAAUCAUUAUUAAUUUAACACUUGUGGUCCGAAACAGUUCGGGUUAAAAUUAUUAAUAUGCAUUACAAUGUCAAAUUAAACGAAAAUUGUUUUCCUAAUUAUUAUUACCUACCUAUUAUUAUUUUUAAUAUUAUAAUAAAAAACGAUGAGUUAUUUUCUCGUUGAAACGUUUACGCAAAAUUCGUGAGCUAUAAAUUACACAAGCAUAUAUGUUUUUUGUUUUAUUGUUUUUUUUUUUUUUUAUUAAUUUAAUACUGUAUUUCUUUUGGAAAAAACACCAAUUAUUUUCUAUCGAAAAAUCAAACUAUCAAAUUCGAUCGGUAAACUCUUACAAAAUAAUGGCAUCAUUUAUUACACGGCGUCAAUUUUUAUUUUUAAAAAUUCGCAUAAUAUAGGUAUUAAUCUAUAUCUCUCUGUGGUAUAUCUCUAGUCCUGGGGAAAAAGGGCUUAAGCAAAUUCCGUAUAGUCUUCAAUACAAGAAAAUACAGUUUUUAAAAUAAAUACAUUUUUAGAAUUAAUAUGCGUAUAUACUAAUACACUUUACACACUAAUUUGUAAAAUACGUACACUUGUGCCAUUACUAAACCAAAAAAUAAAAGAAAAAAAAAUAGAUUAGACAAAAUCAUAUUAAAAAAAAAAAAAAAAAAUGCUAUCAAUUGAUUUAAUAAGCCCUUCUUCCCUGAGACCAAAAAUAUAUAUUUAAUAAUGUAUCUACCGAGUAUACAUAGCAUUCCCUAAAUUUAAUUUUCAGACAUUAAGUAAUCCACUAAUAUCCGCACAAAAUGCGUUCGGUUGUGUUAACGGUAUGGUUUUUUAUAAACGUCGUGUUGUUGGGCAUGUGCGGAUACAUUUAUCUACUCUGGCUCCAAUAUUGGCAUCAUAUAACUAUCAAAAAUCAACAAGCUAAAGAAGCAGCAUACACGCAACAGCCUUACGUCGAGUAUUACGACGAAGGCGAUGUUACAACAGUCCAUCAAAGUGUAAAUAUGAUAAAUUCGCUUAUGCACAUUAACGAAGUGUACCUGGACAAGACUGAAAAAAUCAGGCAUGUAUCAUUUUAUUUAUUUAUUAUUAUACUAUUGACGCAAUUGAAUUUUGAAGGUAAUAACAACAUUCUGCGUUUUUCGGAACAAAUUGAAAUUAAAAUGCUAUCAAUUUUCGAUAAUGAUAAGAAUAGUUAAUAUAAAAUACAUUUUUGGUAAGAAAACGAAUAAUAUUGUGAUAUAAGCUUUCGUAAAUUUCAAAUUAUUAUUGGUAACAAUAAGCACCCAGUAGUAUAUAUAAUCUACUAUAAUUAUAAUUAUUUUUUCAAUUUCAAUAAGUAACUACUAUCAAAGGUGCAACUAAGAUUUUGGGGCUCCGAUGAUAAGGUAAGUCCGGGGCCCUAUCACUAUUUAAGUAUUCGUAGUAAAUUAUUAUUAUUUUUUUUUGAAUACUGACUAGUGAUUACUUAUCAUUAAACGCGCUACUCAAUUUGUAUUUAUUAGCAGCGGAAUAAUAAUAUAUAUGUAAGGUUAAGUUAUAAUAAUAAUAAAUUAUAAUAAUUAAAAAUAAUAAUAUUACACAAUAUAAAUUACAGAGAAACAGUUAAACAAAAAAAAAAAAAAAAAAAAUCGUCAGUGAAAAAAUAACCAAAUGAAAGUACCAAUUUGACAAAAAAUAUUAUGUGUACAUACAAGUAUAAUAUGUAACAAAUAUUAUUAAAAUUCGAUAUUUUUGUUCUGCUCAACAAAUCUGGUUGAAUUUAUAAUUCAAAUAAGUAUAAGAAGUAUUAUUAUUUUUUCUUUGUAAGCAUCCGCAUAUUAUAUAGCUUUAUUUUAUUUUACAAAUCUAGUAUAUGUAUACUAAAUAUUCACUAUAACGAAUAUAACUUUAUACAUAUUAAUUUACUCAUAGCUUAUUAAAUUAAAAUUACAAUAUUUUUAAAAUAAUUAUUUAACUAAGUAAAUUAACUUUUCUUGCUUUAGCUUCAGCAAUACGUAUCUGAUUAAUAUUUAUACCUAGGUUAUUAGCUUGUUCUUUUACGAUGUUUAACAAAGCAAUAUUUGAUAAACGAUUAUGCACCAUUGAAUUUCUUAAAUAGAUUUGUAUUAAUUUAAGCUUCAAAAAUGAGAGUUCGGCUUCGACUAAUGCGACAGUGACUGGUAAUGUAAGAUAUGUAGUACACGCUCUUAAUGCUUCACAAUAAGUGGGUGGUACAAAAAUCAUUUUCAAUAAGCAUUGCUAGUUGUUUAAUAUUUUUAGUUUUUUAAAUUUAUUAAAAUUGUGUAUACAUACAAUUUUCUUGGUAAAAUUUGAGCCAGUAUCAACGUUAUAAAAAUGAACAAAUCCAUAUGGAGCUUUUAUAAUACCUUCUUCCGUUAAUUAACUAGUGAAGAAAAAUUUAAAAAUUAAAAUUAUUCAAUUACCUUUUUUAAACCCUGAAACCGAUUGUCUAAUUGAAAAACUACCUAUGACUGGUAGAAAAAUCUUGGUUCUUAAAUUAUCUUGUAUAAUAUUAGAUCGACGAUCGCCAUCUACUUCAACAAAAUGUUUUCUUCGAUUCUUCCUAAAUUUAAUCUUUGUACAUGAAAUUCUUGUGAAAUCCUUCAUUUUAUGCACAUGAUUUUAGCUAUUUCCAAUAAGUCAUACUAAUUAUUUCUCAACUCUUUAAUUGUAGAUGUAUCUUGUUUCAAGUUUUCACAACCAUUAUGUAAAUUUUUGUUCUUCCUGACUUAUAUUUUUUUGGUAUAUAUUAAUAAUAUUUAUCGAGAAGAUAGAAAAUAAACGCUGGCCCCCACCCAUCACAAGAUAGUACGAUUUCAUCGUCUAUCGAAGACGAGCUGUUAUUCUCAGAAUGUUAACGUGCAUUAACAAUAAUACAUAAUAUUAUAGACUAAUGAAGUAAACAAAGUAAUAUUGUAGUAGUAUAGCUAUAAUAAUACCUAUUAGUUUAUUAUUACUUUGGCAUGCGGGCUGCGCGUGCCAGUGGUGUCACACUGCAAUAUUAUUUAUUAUUGAAUAUUAUUAUUAUUAUUAUUAUUAUUAUUAUUAUUUUUAUUAUUAUUAUUAUUAUUCAAUCAGAACUAAUCACCAUUCGUCAUGUUCAAAAUUUUAAAUAAUCGCAGAUUUUAUAUGAUUAUAUCGCGUUAAAAAUACUUUCCCAGUUUACAAUUGUGAUGUGGCCCCGUUUAUGUCUUGCAUCGCUUGCACCGUUAAGCAUCGCCAUGCGCCUAGGUUGUUGCGCCACUGCCUACUAUACGCAUAUUUUAUAUACCUACCUAUACCAAAGUUUCUAGACAGAAAAAUACGUUUACGUACAUUUUACGUUUUCAAAUUGAAAACGGUUUAAAAAAUACAAUUAUUUUAGGUGAACGAAUUAUAAUACAGAAUUUGAUUACUUGUAAAUUUGUGCAUGAGGUACCGUACAUAUUAUAUAGAAUAUUUCUUGCGUGCAUAUAUGAGGACCAAUAUAAUUUAAAUUAUUAUAAUAUUAUUAACCUAUAUCAUUAAUAUUAGUAAUUAAAAAUAAAGAUUUUCGUCUUACCUACAUAGUGUAUUUUACUGGGAAAUUACAAUUUUAUCAGUUUCAAUUUGAAAGUUAAUCAAAAUAUUAAUAAUAUAUAUAUAUGAAAAUAUUAUAUUAUACUUCAAUAAACUUUCGAUUAAUCAAUUUCUAUUUGAGUUAAUAGUGUUUUUAAUAAACUAUAUUAUAUACCUUAUACUAUAGGCAUGAUCAUGCCUAUGGUUUUUCAAUAGGGGUGGAGAUAGGGGGCUAAGCACAAACAAAAUAUUUUGAAAAAUACAUUAUUAUGUACGAAAACAUUUUUUAUCAGUUCGCCAAUGUAACUCAUAAAUAAACAAAAAAGUUCAAUUUUUGUUCUAAAAAUAACCAAAAACUUUGAGUAAGUUACUUUUUAGAGAUACCUAUAUCUCCUUACCUUCCUCUUAUUUUAAAUGUCAUGUAUGUACUAUGUAAAUAGAAAGAGUAUUAGUUUAAACCAAUUUUGUGAUAAAAUUUUUAAUUUCCGAACAAUUUUAUUCUCUGUAUAAUAAUAAAUAGGAUAGUUUUGUAAUGCUGAAUACCUAGUUAACAUUUGUUGUAUUGUAUUGCACACGAUUAAUGAAAUUUCCUUAGUCUACCUGGGUAUGCCAAUGGAUAUUACUUAUUUUUCGGGUAGAAUACAUAUUAUGUUUAAUAUAUAUAGUAAAAUUACUGAAAAAUAAACGAAUAGAAAUUUGUUCUUGCUAGGUGUAAUUUAACCAACUGAAAUACGUCCCCUAACUUUGCUGCAUUCUUGGCAAACACCCAUAUAUAGUAAUAGUAUGAUAUAUUCAUUAAUUUACUAACUUAAGUAAUAUUAUUUUCAGGUUAUUUAAUUUCAAAAAUAAAAUCAUUGCCCGUUUGAGGCAGGUCAUCAUGAAGGAGAGUAGCUAUUAUGGAUCCGUUAAAAACGAGAAUCCAUACGACGUCCCGUACAGACCACAAGCAUCGAAUAACGUCAACAGCGACUGGAUGUGUGAUAUGGCUUCCAACAUGGAGCAAUUUAGAACGUUGGAGAAAAAUGAUAUUGACCAUGAAUUAACUAAAAAUAUUCCAGAUAUACCAUUAUUUAAUGAUAAUGAAAUUUACGGUACCUGCGCAAUUAUAUCUAACGCGGCUACUCUUCGAAAUUCAAACCUCGGAUCUUUUAUAGGUGAAAGUUUAAAUUAACUAACUAUAAUGUCAUAACCUACCAUUAGCAACUAAAUCAUACGUAUUAGAUAAACCAAUUUAUUCACCAUCGAGUUUUCACUGUCAUUUUACGUAUAUCAACAAAUAAAUUCAACGAAUAGUGGGUGUAGGUAUUAUAGUUAAUUUAAUAACGAGAGAAAAAAUGUUAUUGAAUUUAUGAAACGCAUUAUAGAAAAAAAAUUCGGAUGAAUAAAAUUCAUAUAGGCUACAGGCUAUUAUUUUAUUUCAUCACAAACCAGUUUUGUAGUAAUUAAAAUACCAACAUACCAAAGUACCAAAAUGCUACAUUGUUACAAAAAAAAAAAAAUAAAUAAAUAAAUAAUCAAUUGUUGUUUUAAUUUUAGUUUUAAUAUGAUGUGUUUUUUUAUGUCCAUUGUAAACGACUUUUUUUUUCAAACAUCAUCUAAAGAGGGUUUUCUGAUAAGAAGCAAAUUUUGUUUAAUUAGUGCAUUGAGGUGGUCAUUUUUUGAUUUUCCAUGCAAUUUUCUAAAUAAUUGAAAAAGCAUAUUGGAAUAAUUAUUGGAAAAUUUACAUAAUAGCGGUUUGAUUUUUGUUAUAAUUAAUUAGUUGUUGAAAAUAAUUACGAAGACCUGACAUUUUUACUGGAUACUUAAAUUAGGCUUUUAGACAGUGAUCAAAUUUUCAACAUAUUCUGACGUUCUUAGGGUUAUUAUAAGUUUUCGAGAUUUUUAGUUUUAUUUGGUUAUGUGUGGAUAAAAUGGUUUGACCCAGCAAAAAUACUUGAAAAUUAACUCGAAGUUUGUCAAUGAUUAUGAAAGAAAAGAUUUUGAGCAUAAUUGUAGGGUUUUUUUUAUAAACCAGUUUAUGUUUUAAUUUUGACAAAAAUCAUAAAAAUUGCGACUUUUAAAAAGAUGAAAUUUAACCGUGCUUUGCUCAAAAACUUAUUUCGUUAAAAAUUAUUUAUAAUUGCGUAUAAAUACAAAUUUAGUUCCAACUCCUAACUUUCAAUCGAUCACAGUGUGUACACCUAAUAGUAUUGAAUCAGUUCUGUUUUAUUGACAUAGUGUGUUAAAAUUGACAUUUAUAAAAACGAAAUGGAUAGUUCUAUAGGGGUAUUAUAUACUCGUGUGAAUUUACUAUUAAAGCUAAAAAUUGAAAAAAAUACUCUGUUUAUUGGAGUAUAUAUUUUAUAUUAUAAAUGUAUUUUUUUUUUUUAUAAGUUUGAGAAAUAAUAUGUUAAACUUUCCAGUCGUGAAUUUAUCCGAUUCGUGAAAUGGGCAAUUUUUCGAUCAAUACAUGAAGUAGCCAAGUUAAUUGUCAAAUUUAAAAAAUAAACAAAAAUCUUUGAAAUACCUUCCUAGUCAGAUUUUCUUUCAGAAACAGUGCUAUCAUUCUAAAUUGGAGCAAAAUUACUGGUAGAAAAUUUAUCAACAGAAAAAAAAAAUAAACAUCUUUGUAAGACCAUAAAGCUUCUUCGCCCCACUCAGAAUCUAAAAUCUAAAAUAAUGACAUUGAACGUCUAACGCCGGGGAUUUGACGAAAAUCAGACAUUUCAACACCAAAAUGUAUUUUAAACUAUUACUUCGUCUAUUUAUGACAUGUUUAAUAUAAUAUAAUGCUAUUUGAAAACCAAAAAUAGGUAACUGUUUUAAUCCCAAAAAUGAGGACAAUAAAACAUUUUAGAAUAUAUAAUUCCGAAAAGUAUUUUAGUGAGUCAUUUUUUGAAAAAAUAAGUGUUAUAUGCAAUUUGGAAAACCCUGGAUAUAUAAUAUAGCAGAACAGAUGAAAAUAUUGUUUUUGUUGUUUUGUAGAUCAACACGACUUGGUGUUGCGGUUUAAUAAUGCGCCAACUAAAGGAUACGAAAAAGACGUCGGUUCAAAGACAACCAUACGUAUUUUGAACUCUCAAGUUGUCAGCAAACCACAAUUUCAAUUUGUAUCAUCGCCGUUAUACAAGCGGCUUAAACUAUUAAUGUGGGAUCCUUCGAACUACACGACGUCUAUUGACGAAGUAUACAUAGUCUAAUGUUACCCAACACAUAUUUAUUAUUUUAAAACCAAUUUUCUCUAAAUUUGGUUUUUUGAAUGUUUUUGUUUACUUUUAGUGGAUUAAGAAACCAGAACAUAAUUUCAUAGAUAACUACGUCAAAUUCAGAAAAAAUAUUCCUAAGUCCAACUUUCAUAUUGUCCACCCGCAAUACUUGUGGCGUUUAUGGGACUACAUACAAGAUCACACUACUGCACAUAUUAGACGAAAUCCUCCAUCUUCCGGGUUUUUAGGUUAGCUUACAAACCUGUGUAGAGGUUCUGCAUUGAUGAUGACAAGCUUUAUAAAUAUAUACAUAGAUAUUUGCUAUAUACAGUAUUAAAGUUUUUAGAUUUUUAAUACUCAAGAUUAUUUUUAACAAUAAUUUCAAUAAGAAAAUGAAGCAUCUAAUACUUAAAACCUAAUAUAUAUACAUAUUUACUAUGUUUAUACAUAUAUAGAAAACAAAUAUCUAAUUCAUAUUUAUAGUUUUCGAAAUUUGUAGCAACAUUUGUAUUUUUAUUUUUUUAGUUUUCUUAACAUUUGUAUGCUAGUAAAUAUUUUUAUUUUUUUUUUUUUGGUAAAUAUUGAAUUCUUAACAAAUAUUUUUAUUAGAUAAUUUGCAUGGACUUGUAAACAUAAUAGAACUAUGGUGAUUUUUUUUCUUUUUAUAGGGAUUUAACAAUUACUCAAUGAUUUUGGGUACCUAAAUUUAAUUUUGGUUAAAUUCAAUUAUUAUAGAACCGUUCAGUUAUCUUCUUUGGUAUAAUGUUUCAACAUUUUGUUUUUAAUACGUUCAAUUUACACCAUUAAACCCCAGUGACGUAGCUAUCAUAGGGCAAAUUGGAACAAUGCCCCAGGGCCCCAAAGCACGGGGGCAUUGGACAAUUCUGAAAAUUAAAUAAUAUUACACACAAUAAAUACAAUGAACAGAGUUCACCGCACUGAUGGUUGCAAUUUGUAUAGUAUAAUAAACUGUAUAGUAAACUGAGUUUCCUUUUAAUUUGUUUAUCUGUUUAUUAUUUUCAUUUGUGGUUCCAUAGUAAGUAUUUACUCUUAAAAAAACAAUAUUACAUAUAGGUAUAUUUUGAAUUUUCACAAAGAUCAUAUUAGUUGGAGGGCCUAGUUUUUAAACUGCCCCGGAGCUCUUUCCCGUCUAGCUAUGCUCCUGAUAAAUACAUAUUAACUUUUGAUUUUAAAUAGCGAAUUUUCUCUAAUCAAUCACACUCAAAAUCAUUGUGGAUAAUUGUUGAAUCAUGAUAAAAAACAACCCUAUAUAUUAAAAUAUAUUUGAUUUGAAUAGGACUAUCAAUGCUAUUGCCACGAUGCACGGUCGUCAAUAUGUUUGAAUUUAUACCAUCCGAAAGAAUGACACAUCGGUGCCAUUAUUAUCACGAAAAAAUCGACGUUACGUGCACAUUUGGAAUUUGGCAUCCGUUGGCCGCUGAAAAACUCCUAAUGCUCGCAGGAAAUACAAAGCCCGAUCAGACAGUAUUUCACACAGGAUUUCUAUCUAUUCCCGGAUACAAAUCUCCACUUUGUACUGCAUAAUCAUUUUAAAAUUUAUAAUAUUUUUAAUUAUGAUAAUAGGUCGGGACUUGUAUGCACUUAAAAUACGAUUAAAAACUUCAUUAUGAACCCUGAAAUAAAUACAUAAAAAAAUAUUAAAAUCUUUUUAAAAUUUUUUUUAAAUAUCGAAAUAAUAAAAAAAAAAAACACUUAAAAUUCAUUUUUGAACUCUUCAUAUAAUAUACAUUUUCUCUUUUUACUCUGAUAGAUUUUAUAUCAAGUCAACAGAAAUAAACAAAUGCUAUAGGUCCCGAACCCUGGUUAUUAGUUAUAAUUAUAGUUAUAGUUAUUACUAUAUAGGGUAGGUAUUCGUAUAUGUAGUACGUAUAUAUUUAAAAUUGUUUUGAUAUUAUAGAUUUGUUAACCAAUAAACAAUAAAAUCCUUAAUCAAUUAAUAUUAUACAUGAAAUUCAUAGUAUGAGUACAUUAUAAUUAUGAAUUAGCACGGGUAUAUAAAAAUAACAUUUUAUAUUUCCCAAAGGUUUUAAAUGUUUUAAUUAUUCAAUAUUAAUCAUCAUUAGUUUGCAUUUAAAAUAUUAUAAAUGCAUAUAUUAUACUAAAUUAAUAUAUCAUUGAUUAUAUCAAUAUAUUAAUAUAUCUUGAUGAUCGAUGCAUUGGUGCUCAUUAGGGGUGGACAAGAAAAAGACAUGUCCUCCCUUGAAAAUAUUAAAACCCACACAAAAUAGUUUUUUUGAACCUUGACGCACAGCAUACGACGAACAGACUAGAUGAUUAUCGAUUCAUCCUCUCGUAAUGGACCUAUCAUAACUAUUUUACAGAUCUUGGUUUCUUAUCUAUACAUGUAAGUUUUUAAAUGCUUGUUUGAUGAUCUAGAUCCAGUGUGUUACUCCCCUGACAAAUUACCUUAUUGGUUCAUAGGUAUGGAUUGACGAUUAAUUAUUAUAAACAAUAUAUUACAAAUAAUAUUUUAACCAAAUGAUCAAAAAGUCAUCUAGACAAAGAUAAAUACAUUUUUAUCUAAACAAAUAUCAGGUAAAUUCUAUUUGUAAUGUUUAAACUGCUCGCUUCUUCGCCUUCGUAUAUUAAAAAAUAUGUCCUUGAUUUGUUAUAUUCAAAUUUUUAAUCAUGCUGAUUAUUUAAAUCAGUCUCUUCUUGAAUGUAUUUAUUUAUACAAUUUGCAUAGGUAGGUUACCUACAAAAAUUGUUUUAAAAAAAAAACCAUAGCCUUUUUACAUACUGAGCAGUGCAUAACACAAUGUCUACCACAAGAGUUCCAGUAUCCAAUCAAAAACUUUAUUUGUGGUUUUUAGAAGAUAAAAUUUUAAAUCUUUUUGAUACAUUGGUUAUUUUUUGUGAUUUUCUUAAUUAUGAGGAUAAAUUAAACACAAUAAAUAUCGGUUAAAUGAGAAUGAUUACACUACCUCAGUUUCGGCGUGUAAACAUCGAUUUUUAAUUGUUAUUGUUAUUAUUGUUAUUAUUAUUAUUGUAUUUUAUAGUAAUCAGAAAUGAUAUAAAGUAUCAGAUAUUAUAUCUAUUCAUACAUUUAUGUUUUUAAAUGUUUAUCAUAAUAUUAUAUUAUAUAUAUAUAUAAGUGUGUGUGUGUGUGUG